AUGGCCGCUGCCGUGCCCAUGCGCCUCGCCGGCCUCCUCGGCCUCGGCCUCGCCUCCCGCACGCGACCAAACCCUAAGCCACACCUCUCCUGCGCCUUCUCCUCCUCGACCAUCUCCGCGCCUCUCGCGGCCGACCGGGUCCGCGAGGAUGAGAGUGGCCUCCUCUCGCGGCGCCUGCUCCGGCUCCGCUUCCGCUCGCCGCGCGGGGCCGCCGCGGCUGCCAUCGAGAGAUGGGCCCGGGAGCGCGUCCACAUCUCGCAGCCGGAGCUCCGUCGCGCAAUCGCGAUGCUCCGGCGCGCGCGCCGCUACGAGCACGCCCUCGAGAUUUUCUCUUGGAUGGAAUCAUGCAACUCUCUUCAACUGUCGUCAUGGGAUCAUGCAGCAAGACUGGACUUGAUUGCUAAAGCUUACAGUACUUCUCAAGCUGAGGAAUACUACAACAAACUACAGAGCCCUGCUGCCAGACAAGCUGCAUCGUUCCCUCUCCACUGCUAUGUUACAGAAAGAAAUGUACAGAAGGCUGAAUACUUCAUGGCCCAGUUGCAGAGUCACGGGUUACCUGUAGAUCCUCACUCAUUCAAUGAAAUCAUGAAACUCUAUGUUGCAACCUGUCAGUAUGAGAAGGUCCUUAGUGUUAUUGACCUCAUGAAACGGAACAACAUUCCCAGAAAUGUUCUCUCCUACAACCUUUGGAUGAAUGCUUGUGCUGAAGUCUCUGGUGUUGCCUCAGUACAAUCAGUGUUCCAGGAGAUGUUGAAUGAUGAGACGGUCGAGGUUGGUUGGAGCACAUACUGCACACUAGCCAACAUUUUCAGGAAGAAUGGACUGAACACUAAAGUGCAAGCUUGCCUUAGGAAAGCUGAAACAAAACUGUCACCAACAGGGCGCUUAGGAUACUCUUUUGUAAUGACAUGUUAUGCGGCUCUGAAUGACAGCGAUGGAGUUAUGAGAUUGUGGGAGGCUAGCAAAAGUGCGCCAGGUAGAAUCCCCACUGCAAACUACAUGACUGCUAUGUUAUGUUCAAUAAAAGUUGGCGACAUCAGCCAGGCCGAGUGGAUCUUUGGAAGCUGGUGGAUUGAAAAGGCUGAGAGGCUCCACCUCCACAUGCUAGAGAAAGGAGCAUGUCCAAAUUACAAGACAUUGAUGGAGGGUUAUGUUCAGAGUAGGCAGAUGGACAAAGCUGUGGGUUGCAUGAAGAAAGGUUUGUCUCUGUUGAAGAGUUGCCAUUGGAGACCUCCACUUGAACUGAUGGAGGCCAUUGGCAAACAUUUCGAAGAGCAAGGAAAUUUUGAUGAUGCAUAUCGAUACAUUAAGGUUCUCCGGAGGUUUAACUUGACAAGCUUGCCCCUGUAUAAGUCAUUGAUUCGAGCAUAUAUCAAUGCUGACGUUGUGCCACCGAAUAUCCUUGAGAUGAUUGCAAAAGAUCAGAUUGAUAUGGACGAAGAAAUGGACCGGUUGAUCAUACUUGCUGGCAAGAUAGAUAUCACAUGCAAUGGAUAG
Miscanthus lutarioriparius is the source of this 1500-nucleotide messenger RNA. NCBI's taxonomy places the organism in Eukaryota, Viridiplantae, Streptophyta, Magnoliopsida, Poales, Poaceae. The record is from the annotation of a GenBank genome assembly.